Messenger RNA from Nicotiana attenuata, 789 nucleotides. RefSeq lists its product as uncharacterized. The coding region runs from base 1 to 789 and encodes 262 amino acids. Lineage: Eukaryota; Viridiplantae; Streptophyta; Magnoliopsida; Solanales; Solanaceae. The record is from RefSeq and is a predicted model, not a curated record. The transcript is spliced from 2 exons.
AUGGGGAAUCCAGUACAAGAAGGGGAAGUGACAGACUUCAAAAAAUUCAUAGCUGAUGUUGGACUGGCUGAACUCAAAACAAUAGGGAGGAACUACACCUGGACAAACAACCAUGUCCAUAGUAGAAUAGAUAGAAUACUUGCCAAUGCAGAGUGGAUACAAAAAUGGCCUAAUAUGGAGGGAACUAUUAUGCAACCAGGUUUUUCAGAUCAUUGCCCUAUAAUGGUAACUGUUGCUGAGCCUACUAGGAUGGGAAAAAGACCAUUCAAAUUCUUUAAUUGCUUAGCAGCUCACCAUAAAUUUGAUGAUAUAGUCAGUCAAUGUUGGAAGAAGAGAAUUAAGGAAAAUCCAAUGCUGAAGGUGUGGUACAAAUUAAAGCAUCUGAAAAAAGAUCUGAAGAAAUUAAACAAUAAGGAGUGCAGCAGUGUGGGGCCAAAGAUCCAAGCAGCAAGGAACAAACUGAUGAACAUUCAAAUGGGAAUGGAAUCUCCAGAAAAUAAUGAUGAAGUAAUAGCACAAGAGAAGGAGACAAAAGUUGAACUGGCAAAAUGGCUGGAAGUGGAGGAAAGUAUUAUGAAGCAGGCAAGAAACCACAUAGGCAGACUGAUGGACAACACAGGACAACUUCUACAAAGUGCCAAUGAAGUAGAAGAAGAGAUCCUAAGCUUCUACAAAAAACUACUUGGUACAGCAGCCUCAACAUUACCAAUAGUUGAUCCAAAUGUCAUGCAGAAUGGAUACACUCUGAAUAGGCAGCAACAAAUGCAGUUAAUCAAAACCAAUUACUAA